Molecule: messenger RNA, 1084 nt
Organism: Amphibalanus amphitrite
Lineage: Eukaryota; Metazoa; Arthropoda; Thecostraca; Balanomorpha; Balanidae
Exons: 2
Coding region: 47-565 (172 amino acids)
Source: RefSeq, a predicted model, not a curated record
CCUCCCGUCUCCGCAGCCAGCACCUCACUUCUCUCUCACAGCCAGGAUGCACUUCUCUCGCGUCGCCGUGGCCCUGACGGCCCUGCUGCUCACCGUGGACGCCACCUUCAUCAUCGGCACGGCCGGCACGGUCGGCGUCGGCGCCGCCACCGCCGGCGUCGCGCUGGCCGGCGUGGCCGGUCUGGCGCUGGGCGCCGCGCUGGUCGGCGGACUGGCGCUCAGCCGGCGCCGCGGCAAGCGCGACGUGGCCGUGCAGCAGCAGACCGACAUGGUGCUCGACAUGGUGGCCGCCGCCGACGCCUACGGCUGCGCGCUCAAGCUGGUCUGCCUGGUGGAGUCCAAGCCGGAGGACCAGCUGAGCGCCGAGGACGAGCUGAUCCUGCAGCUGUUCGGAAAGGCGCCGGCCGCCGUCGCCGAGGAGCAGGUCAACACGCCGCGCAAGGCCUACUUCUACGCCGCCUACCUGGGCGACUCGCAGGGCAAGGACGCCUGCCAGAAGGUGUUCCACUCCUGCGAGGCCAGCUACGGCCAGAUGAUGGCCUACGUCAGCGCCCUCACCAACUAGGUCUCCCCCCGAGCCGUCAGUAUGACGUGCGUCACACACAUCUCGCCUCAUCUAGAGCUGCUAGUCAGGCUCAUCGUUGUCCACAUCAUCACUGGAGGGGUCGGGGGCUGAGGCCUGGCCGCUGCAGGGCCGGGCAGUCGGCGCGGCAGAGGCGGCCAGGCGCGGUGUGCGCUCCAGCACGCGUCUGAAGUCAGCUUGGCCUGUUCUAUUGUCCUGUUUUCCUAGCGUGCGCACGCGGCGAAUGUGCCCUUUGGCAAAAUUCGCUGCGUGGCAUCGUCUUGUCUCUCUUUGAGACGACGAGCGCUGUGAGGCUUGGAGAGCUGUAUUGUCUUCCGUAUCGACUGGGUUUUCGGCCUCGCCCCACGGGUAGGCUGUAAACAGCUGUUGUUUUACCUUGAGUCAUUUAUGAGAACCUAUGUUUUAUUGGUGUUUGCACUUGAGCAAUGUUAUGUGUCUUGCCUCUCGGCAAAGAUAUCAAAGUGUGUGUCUGUUCGAAAUGAAAUACAUUGUGAAAUGUAA